AUGCUGCUGAGGGUGCUCGUCACCAUUGCUGUGAUGCUACCAAUAAUAGUCUGCGACGGUGAAAUAGAUGCGGUUGACAGUGACAACGCACACGGUUACCUCGACGAUAAAUUCGUAGGACUCGUCGCGAAUGAGCAGCUCUUGUCAAAACUCCUACUCCCACUCCGCGUGCAGUUAGCAUCGGAGAAGGAUGUCGAAGAACUCGCUCAAAGCAUUUUGUUCAUGGAUAUGAAAAGAGGUCAGUGCCCACACCCUCGCUCCUGGCAGACGCUACGCGAGGUUUUUGGUCUUGAAUUUCUGGACGAACUGUACGGUCAGCAGCGGUUAGACGCACUGCAGGUGCUGUUGCCUCUUGGCAGCAGUGAGGGUGACACGAGUGUUGAACCUCUGGGACAGAUUGAGUUGAAGCUACAUUUGGGGGGUAAUUUUGUUCGAGUCUCUGUAAGAGAUUUCGUUCUGCGGUAUGAUUCCCACAACCGUCCGUAUAUUUUUGUGGAUAUUGUGGCACAAGCGCUGCGUCGGUUGCGUCUGGGGAAGAGGGAUAGAGUCUAUACGUACACAAAGGAAUUAGAGAUGAACCAUGCGAAGCUACGUAGUGUCCAUCACAAGGAGAUAGCUGAUGCGCAGCGGCAGUGGGAGCGGAAGCAACUGGAUGAAGUUCUUGAAAGGAAAAAACGAAUGGGUAUGUUGGCUCAACUCGAGGAUUUGCGAAGAAAUCGAACGGCACGGGAAGAACAUGGGCAUGUUGUUGGUGUUGUUGCCACUAAUGCUGGGUUAAAAGAGGAGCUUAGAGAAUCCACUACGGUGCGCUCCACGCGACUCUGUAAGAAUAUUCGUAGCGCUAUACAAACACUGCAAAACCAGCAUGUGUUGCGGACGGAGCGAAGGAUAGAAUACCUUAGAGCGGCUGAGAAACGAGAGUGCGUUGUCGUUCUCGAUUCUUUUCUUUACAACGCUAAGAACAAUGAGGAUAACAGGGUGUGCGACUCUCGGUGUGUUUCUUACUGCGAUGGUGUUUGGACGCUUGAGGAUUGGUCAGCACACACCGGAUCUCCUGUAUCUGUAGUACAGGUGCACGCCCUCUACCAUGGAAUCCUCGUGAACGAUACAGAUUUUGACGACACAGGUGCGGAUUACCUCGAUUACGUCCACCAGUUGGUCAAUGAUGAUGUCGAGCGUGGGGUAUUCUCGACGUGUGAGGAACUCUGUAGCCCAUCACCGGAUCUUCGCUCGGAAAUGAUAUUCUUUGCCGGUCUGUUGGACCUUCUUGAUGAUGCAUCAGCGGAAGCGAAGAAGAUAAGUGAUGGUUGGUGGUACCGUGCCCGGCGUGCCCACUUGCGUAUAUGGUCAGCUGCACACGCCGGCUCUAGGACUGCUAUAGCGGCGCUUGCCACAAUGAAGGAGCACGGCAUUUUGUCGCCGUCUCAGAGUCAAGUGACGUCGGUGCUGCUUUCUGAGACACUUUCUGAAAAGUACAUGUACUUUUGGAGGUUGGUUAGGAACGCAGGGUCGAAGGGUUCUGAUAGGACGACACCUUCAGUGGAAAAACUGCUGCGGUUUGAGCGCUUUUUUGCUUUGGAGCACAGUUGGAGUGCUGUCAACGAACCCUAUAUCACACGUGGACGUCUCAGUGCCCUCAGCACUGAGAUCGAGAGCGUGAAUGAGGGUGAUCAGGAAAGCAUGGGUCCGCAGGAUGAUGUUUCCCCCGGAGUGCUAAGAAGUUUUUUGAAGGCACAGUUAUACAUUGCAGGUAUCAAAGGACGUCCCCGCGAUUUACGCCGCGCUGAGUGUCUUCUCCUUGUUGUGCUUCGAAAAUUGCGCUACACAUGCGAUGUGGUGCACUCAGCUAUGGAUGAUGAAGCAGAAUUCUUCCAGGACGGUGAAGGGGAUGGGUGCGAAGAGCACCUCGAUGAGUUGCGCCUCCUGCGCCGCAACGGGGUGCCGAUGGGACCUUGCGUCUUGUACAAGGCAGAGAGGCAGGGCUCUCAGCCUUUUCGUUUUGUGGCGCGCUCAAAGAGAGCCUAUACCACUGUUCAGAAUGUGCUUGUUCUUCUAAGCUACGUUCAUUUGCUGAAUGGCCUAAACUACGGAGCUGCCGCCAGAUAUGCAUUCCUUGCACUGGAACUCGGUUCGGCUGCAUUCCAAGCUGCAUUGGCUGACCUUCCGGUGGAUGCAGAGCAGCUUUUCAGUGAGGCUAACCAUAAUGACGUUGUGGAUUUUGGCUCACUAAGUGGAAAAGACUGGAUGGUCGUAACCUUAUUCGCUAACGAAUUACAGCACAGCGAGCCCCACGAUCCGUUCUCAGAUCUUACCCGAUCUGGUUUUUUGUCUUCUGAGAGUCUCGUUCUCCUUGCCGAGGCGGCUUUUCGUAGCGGCACGGAAGUAGACGAUCAGUACAUGCGCAUUGCCGCGGAGGAGUUUUUUGGCGCCUACCCUUGUAAUGAGAAAGAUGCUAGGGCACCGUGCCGCGUACAGUGGGCCUUUUUCCUCCUCCGCGAGGCAGCGCGGCUCUGUAAGUACGAUACGGAUAUUGUAGCCAUCUUGGGUGGUAGCACUCCAUCACCGCACCGCGCAGACCCGCUUCUACUUAUGGUCUCAUUUCUUCGAAGCGGGCGCAUUACUGUAGAGGACAUACGUGAAGGAAGCCUUUUUGCCUCGCCACGGUACGCCCCUGGCAGUUCGCACAUAUUUCGCCCCAUUGAUAGUGACACAGGCGACACCUAUAGUGCCAGAUUGGUUCGACUGGCGCAGAGAAUUUCGUCCAUUGAGGUCCCUUGGAGGCGUGGCGUGGUGUACAAGAAGAACUGGCGCUUGCGCACCAGAGACGAAAGAUCUCUGCAGGAACUGGGACUACUUCGCGCAGCAAUGCAGCGAUACCUUGAGGAACAUGAGCUGAAUCCUCUUUUGGUUGUAAGUGAUGUUCACGAUUUUGUAAAUGAUGCGCGAUGGACGUUUUUGCAGCGCUUUCUUGGUGUAUUGUGGGACGGGAUUCUUUUCUUUUUCACACAAACGCGGACUGAAGUGCUGGAGGAACAGUUUGCGAAGGAGGUACUACCUGAAAAGUGGCGCGACAAUGUUCCUGCUGAUAUUUCGACGCGGCUGGCAGCCUCAGUAAUGCGUUCCCACCGGGUGCGGGAGUCAUCCAUUGCUCUUCAGCUUCUCUCUGCCGCGUUAAAGUCUGGUGAGCCCGAUGGUUUCACCUUCAUUUUUGUCGAGGAGAUGGAACGAGGCAAUGCGCAUCUGAAGAGUAUCACACACUACUUCGCAGAGCACGUAUGGGGACAAGGUCUGACAGAGGUGUGGAUGGAGGAACACAAGGGGGCUCAGUGGCAUCAUAUGAAGCCAAAGACCAAAGGGCGGGGACCUGUUUUCACUGUCAAUGCACACUUUCCCUUUAUCUACGCCAGGUCCGAAUCGAGGAUGGAGCUUUUCACCUACAUCGCCCUUAAACGUGUCAUGACACGACAGAAACAUGCUGCACACCCUGGCGCUGACACGGUGCAGAGUGUCUUAUCAUCAGCUGAGGAAAAUAAUAAUGAGAUCGUGCAUACUCUCUCCUUGUGUAGCGGGGUGCUGAUUAGUCUUGCUCUGCGCAAAGGCCGUCCAUUUCCGCCACGGAAACCGUAUGAGGGAAUGUACCUGCCGGUGGGGAGCACCUUGUGCCUCCGGCGUUUGCUGCAGCAUAUCCGUUCCACUGGUGUCUCGCCGUUUUGGGGUCUCAGUGUCCAAGCCGCUGAAUUGUCGCUUCUCAAUCUCCUUUCUGAUUUGGCGGAGACACAAGCACACUACUACGACUUGUCACUUGAUGGGAGUUAUAUCGCUGAUGCGGAUGCUUCUGAAGGCGACGAGGAGCAGAGGUAUCGCAAGAACUUGGUGGAGCCGUGGGUGAGGAUUGUCGACGCGGAGGGUGAGGAGUUAUUUCUGCCAGAGGUUGGUGAGGGUGCCUUCUACAACAGUCGGCUGCACUGUGUGUCUGGCAUGUACUAUGCGGCGCAGCUGCACAGUUUGUACUCCAGAGUACGAAAUUGGAUAACAAAGCUUACGGCUUUUGUUUGGUAG
Molecule: messenger RNA, 4059 nt
Organism: Trypanosoma grayi
Lineage: Eukaryota; Euglenozoa; Kinetoplastea; Trypanosomatida; Trypanosomatidae
Exons: 1
Coding region: 1-4059 (1352 amino acids)
Source: RefSeq, a predicted model, not a curated record